This is a messenger RNA of Staurois parvus, 366 nucleotides long. NCBI's taxonomy places the organism in Eukaryota, Metazoa, Chordata, Amphibia, Anura, Ranidae. The record is from the annotation of a GenBank genome assembly.
AUGAACUAUGGAAACAAUCCCAUCAAUGCCACCAUAAGCCAGGCCAAAUAUCCAGACAAAAUGGAAGUGUUAUAUAUUCUUCUGCUCCUGGGAUUUUUUGGAUUCUUUACAUUUGGAAUCAUGAUAAGUUAUAUCCGCUCCAAAAAACGGGAGCACUCCAAUGAUCCUUACCACACAUACAUUGCCAAAGACUGGAAGAAAGCCUCAACUGUCACAUCCCCUUGUCUCAGCAGCCCAACCUCGUCCCUCUAUCUAAUGGAGAACAAGUUUGCUGUGGAGCAGCCACACAAAUACCCUACCGACAGUGUGCACAACUGUAACACUGGACCAUUCUGGAUCUCUGGGGUCCCAAUAAGCAUCUGGUAG